UGCUUAGCUCUUCUCAUGCGACAUGAGUCUACUAAGUCACACUUGUGCCUUAUGCAAGUUUUAGAUUCCAAGCUAAGAACAACACACAAAACGAAGACCAAAUCAUGAUAAAUUAGUGAGAUAGCAUCCGGGUGCUGGGAAAAGAAAAACAGACUAAACAUUUGUGGAUGGGCCCAUUGGGCUAGCCAUGCAUGGCCCAAUACAUAUAUAUACGGUCUGUUAGUUAUGGCGCUCUCUUUCUCUUUGUUUCAGUAGUUAUUAGUGCGUUGUAAAUUGUAAUUGUGUAAAGUGUAAACAAUCUUUCGCAAGAUCUCUCUCGGUCACAGCUAUGGAUCUCGGCCAGGUAUCCUGUAGGGGAAAACUACGCGAAUCCAAACGCUUGCUUCUUUCAUGUUCUAUUCAAGUUUUUGUGUCUGGCAGGCUGCGGCUUUGGCAUUUUACAUUCUCUCCGCCCUCUUCGUUGAUAACUUUGUCAUCAUUUUUGUGAUGACUGUCCUUCUGGCCGCUCUUGAUUUUUGGGUAGUCAAGAAUGUGAGUGGGAGGAUUUUAGUUGGUAUGAGGUGGUGGAAUGAAAUAAAUGAUUUGGGUGAGAGCGUUUGGAAAUUUGAGUGUCUUGACCAGGAGUCAUUGGCCCGGAUGAACAAGAAAGAUUCAUGGCUUUUCUGGUGGACGCUUUACCUUACGGCAGUUGCAUGGACUAUACUGGCAAUAUUCUCGCUCAUAAGGCUUCAUGCUGAUUACCUCCUAGUUGUAGGAGUUUGUUUGACUCUCAGUAUUGCAAAUAUUGUUGGUUUUACCAAAUGCCAAAAAGAUGCUAAAAAGCGGAUUCAACAAUUUGCCUCUCGAACAAUUGCCUCACGGGUCUCAUCAACAAUACAAUCAGCAUUCAGUGUUGUCUGAGUGGUUCACUAUCAAACUUGUAAAUGCAAGCUGAACAGUGCAUUGUGGAAAGUAAGGGGAUGUGAUGGUGGUUUGUAGAUGAUUAUUAUUUUGGCCACUUCCUAAUGAACUUGGCAAGUUGCAUAGUGUGACGCAGCAUAUACAAAAUUUUGUACCUUAAAUGUAACAGCUAGAGUAAGACUAUGAAUUCCCUAUUACAUGGUAAAAUAAUUAGUCGUUUUCAAGUGUAAAUCAUGUUUUCUUUUCUUUCUUAUUUUUGUUUGCGUCGGAGGUUUAAGAAAUCACAUUAUUUUGUUUUGUAUAGACUCUACCAUUAUGCAUAUGAUUACCGCUUAUAUUUGAUGUUGAUUCAU
Molecule: messenger RNA, 1253 nt
Organism: Cajanus cajan (pigeon pea)
Lineage: Eukaryota; Viridiplantae; Streptophyta; Magnoliopsida; Fabales; Fabaceae
Product: Golgi apparatus membrane protein-like protein ECHIDNA
Biological process (GO): vesicle-mediated transport; protein secretion
Cellular component (GO): Golgi membrane
Source: RefSeq, a predicted model, not a curated record